Molecule: messenger RNA, 933 nt
Organism: Condylura cristata (star-nosed mole)
Lineage: Eukaryota; Metazoa; Chordata; Mammalia; Eulipotyphla; Talpidae
Gene: HOXA13
Product: homeobox A13
Exons: 3
Coding region: 1-933 (310 amino acids)
Biological process (GO): regulation of transcription by RNA polymerase II
Molecular function (GO): RNA polymerase II cis-regulatory region sequence-specific DNA binding; DNA-binding transcription factor activity, RNA polymerase II-specific
Source: RefSeq, a predicted model, not a curated record
AUGACAGCCUCCGUGCUCCUCCACCCCCGCUGGAUCGAGCCCACCGUCAUGUUUCUCUACGACAACGGCGGCGGCCUGGUGGCCGACGAACUCAACAAGAACAUGGAAGGGGCGGCGGCGGCGGCAGCCGCAGCGGCAGCGGCGGCAGCAGCCGGGGCCGCGCUGGUGCCCUCCGGAGGAGGCUGGCCGGGCCCGGCGGGCCCCGCAGGCACCGAGGCCGCCAAACAGUGCAGUCCCUGCUCGGCGGCAGCACAGAGCUCGUCGGGGCCCGCGGCGCUGCCCUACGGCUAUUUCGGCAGCGGCUACUACCCGUGCGCCCGCAUGGGCCCGCACCCCAACGCCAUCAAGUCGUGUGCGCAGCCCGCCUCGGCCGCCGCCGCCUUCGCAGACAAGUACAUGGAUACCGCCGGCCCCGCAGCGGAGGAGUUCAGCUCCCGCGCUAAGGAGUUCGCCUUCUACCACCAGGGCUACGCGCCGGGGCCUUACCACCACCAUCAGCCCGUGCCUGGUUACCUGGAUAUGCCAGUGGUGCCGGGCCUCGGGGGUCCUGGCGAGUCGCGCCACGAACCCCUGGGUCUUCCCAUGGAAAGCUACCAGCCCUGGGCGCUGCCCAACGGCUGGAACGGCCAAAUGUACUGCCCCAAAGAGCAGGCGCAGCCUCCCCACCUCUGGAAGUCCACUCUGCCCGACGUGGUCUCUCAUCCCUCCGACGCCAGUUCCUACAGGCGGGGGAGAAAGAAGCGCGUCCCUUACACCAAGGUGCAAUUAAAAGAACUCGAACGGGAAUACGCUACAAACAAAUUCAUUACCAAGGACAAAAGGAGGCGGAUAUCAGCCACUACUAAUCUCUCCGAGCGGCAGGUUACUAUCUGGUUCCAGAACAGGAGGGUCAAAGAGAAAAAAGUCAUCAACAAACUGAAGACCACUAGUUAA